This is a messenger RNA of Sphenostylis stenocarpa, 2175 nucleotides long. The record is from the annotation of a GenBank genome assembly. NCBI's taxonomy places the organism in Eukaryota, Viridiplantae, Streptophyta, Magnoliopsida, Fabales, Fabaceae.
AUGGCGGCCACCAGAAAUAUUGUGUUGCUACUGCUUUCUGUUACUGUUGUUGCUCCGAUUGUGCUCUACACUGACCGCCUUAGCACCUUCAAGUACAGCUUUGGUGUGUCGGACCAGGAGUUCAUUGAAGCUGUUACUGCCCUUGAAAUUUCUACUGCCCUCACGGAACCAAGUGGGGUUGUAUAUACCGAGAACACUACAAGUACAAAGAAUUUGCCUCAUGGCUCUCACUUUUCCAAACCGGGGGAGCAUGCAUCUGCCAGGGUAUUGUCAGCUACAAAUGAGGAAGGUCAAACUAUAGGUGAGAACCCCAUCAAAUUGGUGACAGAUGGAAUUAACAGAGGAAAUCAAAGCAGCAACCUGGAGAAAACUGAUACAACUGGUGAUAGUGUAAAUGGGGAAGAUGCAAUUGAUGUUGAUGAUAGUGAAGGAAAACUGGCUAAAUCUAUUGAAGCUUCUGAUCAAGCAUCUGAAACUAUGGACACUAAGCAGGAACAACAACAUACCGAAUCUUCUGGUCAAGUAACGAAGAAAGGACCCUUAUUAUUGGAAACUGAUAAGCAUAAUGACCCAACACCAGCUGAUGCUCGAGUGCGGCAACUAAAAGAUCAGCUUAUCCAGGCCAAGGUAUAUCUUUCCCUCCAGGCUGUAAGGAACAUUCCCCAUCUCAUUCGAGAGCUUCGAUUACGGGUGAAGGAAGUGUCACGAACGCUGGGAGAUGCAAGCAAAGAUUCUGAUUUGCCAAGGAAUGCAAAUGAGAGAAUGAAGAUAAUGGAGCAAACAUUGAUGAAAGGAAGGCAAGUUCAGAAUGAUUGUGCUGCUGCUGUGAAGAAGCUUAGGGCUAUGCUCCACUCAACAGAGGAGCAGCUUCGUGUGCACAAGAAGCAGACCUUGUUCUUAACACAGCUGACAGCAAAAACAUUGCCUAAAGGUCUCCACUGUCUUCCAUUGCGCCUUACAUCCGAGUAUUAUAGCUUGAAUACUUCUCAGCAACAAUUCCCAAACCAACAGAAGUUAGAAGACCCUCAGCUAUACCAUUAUGCAAUAUUUUCAGAUAACAUAUUGGCAACAGCUGUUGUUGUGAAUUCUACUGUUGCCCAUGCUAAGGACACCUCAAAACAUGUUUUCCACAUUGUCACUGAUAGGCUCAAUUAUGCGGCAAUGAGAAUGUGGUUCUUGGUGAAUCCACCACAAAAGGCAAUCAUUCAAGUUCAGAACGUUGAUGAGUUUACAUGGUUGAAUUCAAGUUACAGUCCAGUUCUUAAGCAGUUGGGUUCUCCUUCUAUGAUAGAUUUUUACUUUAAGACUCAUCGAGCAAGUUCUGAUUCAAACUUGAAGUUUCGGAAUCCAAAAUAUCUAUCUAUAUUGAACCACCUUCGAUUCUACCUUCCUGAGAUCUUUCCAAAGCUCAACAAAGUGCUAUUCUUGGAUGAUGACAUAGUCGUACAGAAGGAUCUGACUGAUCUUUGGUCAAUUGAUUUGAAGGGUCAUGUUAAUGGUGCAGUAGAAACUUGUGGAGAAAGUUUUCAUCGCUUUGAUCGUUAUCUCAACUUCUCAAAUCCUCUUAUUGCAAAGAAUUUUGACCCUCGUGCAUGUGGAUGGGCAUAUGGCAUGAAUAUUUUUGAUUUGGUCCAAUGGAAGAGGCAAAACAUCACUGAGGUGUACCACAAUUGGCAGAAGCUGAAUCAUGAUAGACAACUAUGGAAGUUAGGAACACUGCCACCUGGUCUUAUAACAUUCUGGAAACGCACAUUCCCACUGCACCGUUCUUGGCAUGUCUUGGGUCUUGGCUACAACCCCAAUAGCAAUCAAAAAGACAUUGAACGGGCUGCUGUUAUACACUAUAAUGGAAACAUGAAACCAUGGCUCGAGAUAAGUAUUCCGAAGUUCCGAGCUUAUUGGACAAAGUAUGUUGACUACGAUCUUGUUGAAACAAACAAGAUUGUGUUGCGUGAUGCUGAGGGAUUCGAACAAGGCAUCACAUUCAAAGCAGGGCCCCAGAGACAGGCUGUUACUAUUGCCAUGCCUUGUAGAGAUGUGAUAGUGAGUUGGAUUGAAUUGAAAAACAAGGCUUUUGUGAGUUAUGAUCACGUGGUGGUGGAACCCGCUGCUAUGUCAAGUGGACCUCAUGAAAGAACUACCAUUUCCGUCUUCUUCAGGGAUCACAUCACAUAG